AUGGCUUCUGACUACAACAUGGACAGGAUUCGAGAAGGCGGCCCGCUGAGGUGCUAUUUCCGUGACAUUAGAUGCAGUCAGAAUUGUGACGUACUGCACAUAAAGUUCUACAAAAAGAAUAAAAAGGUUUUUUUCAGUUCUGUAGAGAUCUGCAGCUGUUCCAAGGCAAUUGUGAUGAGUGUUGGUGUUGAUGUUCAGUAUUCCAACUAUUCAGGACAAAAUGAGUAUGACUUCAUUUAUACAUCGAAAACUAUGCUGAUCAUCAAAAAUGUGAAUACAGACGGAGACAAGGUCACCAGUGUGAUACUAGCCCUGGGUAUGUAUUUUACAUCUUCAAAUCGUCUUCACGCUCAUGCUGUCAAGAAUGUGGGAUUUGGAUAG
Molecule: messenger RNA, 381 nt
Organism: Erinaceus europaeus (western European hedgehog)
Lineage: Eukaryota; Metazoa; Chordata; Mammalia; Eulipotyphla; Erinaceidae
Product: female-specific lacrimal gland protein-like
Exons: 3
Coding region: 1-381 (126 amino acids)
Source: RefSeq, a predicted model, not a curated record